UCACGAUUUUAGCUAUCAAUUAACACAGUAUAUUACCCUAUAUUUUUAACCCCUUGUAAUUAUUAACACUCGAAAGCCAUAUAAAUUCAACUAAUUUGUUAUUAAAUAUGGCAAAGUCAGUGGAGCUCUCAAGUUUCGAUAAUUUAGUUGCUAAUUCUUUAACAGAAUCGGAAUUGGAGGAAUUUAACAGAAUUUAUUACGGGCGAAAAGAUCAUCGGUUUGUCCAAAUAAAUAAAUCUAAUAUUGAAUUUGCAAAACAUAAUAAUUUUGAUAUUGCAGCCUAUGAUUUUCCCGCACAAAAGGAAGAAACCAGACGACCGCGCAUUGUAAAAGUGGGUAUUAUACAACACUCAAUAGCUAUUUCUACUGAUAAACCAAUCGUAGAACAAAGACAGAGUAUUUUCGACAAAAUUCGAAACAUAAUUAUCGCUGCUGCCAAUGAAGGUGUUAACAUCAUAUGUUUACAAGAAGCUUGGAGUAUGCCUUUUGCCUUUUGUACUAGAGAAAAACAACCAUGGUGUGAAUUUGCAGAGUCUGCUAUAGAUGGACCCAGUGUUCAAUUUCUUAAGGAAUUUUCUGCAAAAUAUGGUAUGGUUAUAAUCUCACCUAUUUUAGAAAGAGACAAAAUUCAUGGUGACACAAUAUGGAAUACAGCUGUUGUUAUAAAUGAAUUUGGUGAAGUAAUGGGCAAGCAUCGGAAAAACCAUAUCCCAAGAGUGGGUGAUUUCAAUGAAUCCACUUACUAUUUCGAAGGAAAUACAGGUCAUCCUGUAUUUGAAACAAAAUUUGGUAAAAUAGCUAUAAACAUUUGUUAUGGAAGACACCAUCCUUUAAAUUGGUUAAUGUUUGGAGUUAAUGGAGCAGAGAUAGUGUUCAACCCAUCUGCUACUGUUUCUGGACUGAGUGAACAUUUGUGGUCUGUAGAAGCUCGUAAUGCUGCAAUUGCAAAUAGCUAUUACACAUGCUCAAUUAAUAGAGUCGGAACAGAAAAAUUCCCUAAUGAAUUUACUUCAGGUGAUGGACUACCUGCUCAUAAGGAAUUUGGUCAUUUCUAUGGAUCAAGUUAUGUCACUGCUCCUGAUGGUUGCAGGACACCGGGGUUAUCGAGAAACAAAGAUGGUUUACUUAUAACACAGUUGGAUUUGAACAAAUGUCGCCAAAUUAAAGAUAAAUGGGGCUUUACAAUGACACAAAGGUUAGAUUUAUAUGCUGAGAGUCUUAAAAAAGCUGUGCAACCAGAAUAUGAAUGUCAAGUCAUUAAAAAAAAAUGAAUCAAA
Messenger RNA from Vanessa tameamea, 1277 nucleotides. Its product is annotated as beta-ureidopropionase-like. The coding region runs from base 108 to 1271 and encodes 387 amino acids. Lineage: Eukaryota; Metazoa; Arthropoda; Insecta; Lepidoptera; Nymphalidae. The transcript has a single exon. Gene Ontology annotation, molecular function: beta-ureidopropionase activity. The record is from RefSeq and is a predicted model, not a curated record.